Molecule: messenger RNA, 2481 nt
Organism: Salarias fasciatus (jewelled blenny)
Lineage: Eukaryota; Metazoa; Chordata; Actinopteri; Blenniiformes; Blenniidae
Product: extracellular calcium-sensing receptor-like
Exons: 8
Coding region: 4-2481 (825 amino acids)
Biological process (GO): G protein-coupled receptor signaling pathway
Cellular component (GO): plasma membrane
Molecular function (GO): G protein-coupled receptor activity
Source: RefSeq, a predicted model, not a curated record
AAGAUGCAGGGCACCGCUCGCUUGCCUGCAUUCUCUGUGGAUGGUGACUAUAUAAUUGGAGGCGUUUUCUCCAUACAUUACUACAUGCAUACAGUGAAGCAUAACUACACCACCAUGCCUGAGCCUUUAAGAUGCACGGGGAGCAUGGACUCGCGUGAACUGCGCUUUUCACGUGCCAUGGUGUUUGCAGUUGAGGAGAUCAACAACAGCUCCGAGCUGCUGCCAGGCAUCCAACUCGGGUAUCAGAUCUAUGACUCGUGCGCCUCAGUGCCCGUGGCUGUGCACGUGGCAUUUCAGCUGUCAAACGGCCUGGACCCCAUGUUUCACACCGGUGAUGACUGCACCCACUCUGGUAGGGUUGUGGCCAUCGUGGGUGAGUCAGGGUCCACACCGUCCAUCAGCAUGUCGCGCAUCAUCGGGUCCUUCAACAUUCCUCAAGUGAGCCACUUUGCCACUUGUGCUUGCCUGUCCGAUAAGCAGCAGUACCCCACUUUCUUCAGGACGAUCCCCAGUGAUCAGUUUCAAGCAGAUGCACUCGCUAAGCUGGUGAAACACUACGGCUGGACGUGGAUAGGCGCAGUCCACUCCGACUCAGACUAUGGAAAUAACGGAAUGGCCUCAUUUCUGGAUGCAGCUCGCAAAGAGGGCAUCUGUGUGGAGUACUCGGAGUCCUUCUAUCGCACACACCCACGCAGUCGGAUCAAAACAGUGGCUGAUGUCAUCCGCAGGUCCACAGCUACGGUGGUAGUAGCAUUUGUGGCCUCUGGAGAUAUGAGGAUCCUGCUGGAGGAGCUGUCGCAGGAGCCGACGCCAGCUCGCCAGUGGAUAGGCAGUGAGUCCUGGGUGACAGACCCAGACAUGCUGAGGUUCAGCUUCUGUUCCGGGGCCAUCGGAUUUGGUAUCCAGCAGUCUGUCAUCCCGGGCCUGAGAGAAUUCCUGCUGGAUCUCUCAGCCACUGAAGUGGCUGCCUCACCACUGCUCACUGAGUUCUGGGAGGAUGCGUUCAGUUGCAAACUGGGAAAAAGUGCUGCUAAAGACAUGCCUGAUUGUGAUGGGACUGAAGACAUGCAGACACUGGAGAGUCCAUACACUGACACAUCUCAGCUCAGAAUCACCAACAUGGUUUACAAGGGUGUCUAUGCAAUUGCACAUGCCAUUCACGAUGCACUGUGCUAUGAAAUCAAUUCCAAAAUCCAUUGUGAUAAACUCACUCAGCUGGAGUCCAAGCAGGUUUUUGCUCAGUUGAAAAAAGUAAAUUUUUCCCAGAAUGGCUAUGAUGUGUCAUUUGAUGAUAAUGGUGAUCCUGUGGCUGUUUAUGAGCUUGUUAACUGGCAAAAAAGUGAAACAGGCCUCAUUGAGUUGGUGACAGUGGGGCACUAUGAUGCAUCGCUACCCAUCGGCCAGGAGUUUCGUAUCAACAGGAACCUCACAUGGGUGGAUGGCGGCCAAAAAGUGCCAGUGUCAGUGUGCACUGACAGCUGCCCUCCUGGAACUCGGAAAGUUCUGCAGAAAGGGAAACCCAUCUGCUGCUAUGACUGUGUUCCCUGUCCUGAGGGUGAAAUAAGCAACUCUACAGAUUCCCCUGAUUGUUACCCAUGCCCGAAGGAGUUCUGGCCUAACGCAAACAGAGACACCUGCUUUCUCAAGCCUGUGGAGUUUCUUUCCUUCAGUGAGAUUCUGGGAAUCGUCUUGACUGUUUUUUCAUUGAUCGGAGCUUGUCUGGCCAUCACGACCGCAACUGUAUUCUUUAGACACAUCAAUACUCCUAUAGUCAGGGCCAACAACUCUGAGCUGAGCUUCCUUCUUCUCUUCUCCCUCACUCUGUGUUUUCUAUGCUCUCUGACCUUCAUCGGACCCCCCUCCGAGUGGUCCUGCAUGCUGAGACACACAGCGUUCGGCAUCACCUUCGUCCUCUGUAUCUCCUGUGUACUCGGUAAAACCAUAGUGGUGUUAAUGGCCUUCAAAGCAACACUUCCAGGUAGCAAUGUUAUGAAAUGGUUUGGUCCUACGCAGCAGAGGAUGACUGUAGUUUCUUUUACUUUUAUUCAAGUUUUAAUUUGUACUAUUUGGUUAGUGCUCAGUCCUCCUUUCCCGAUCAAAAAUCUAACAAUAUACAAAGAGAAAGUCAUCCUGGAAUGUGAUUUAGGGUCUGCUAUUGGAUUCUGGGGAGUUCUUGGGUACAUAGGCCUUCUGGCCGUCUUCUGCUUUGUGUUAGCCGUCCUCGCCCGUAAGCUACCUGAUAAUUUCAACGAGGCUAAACUAAUCACUUUCAGCAUGUUGAUAUUCUGUGCAGUCUGGAUCGCCUUCAUCCCAGCGUAUGUCAGCUCUCCUGGGAAGUUUACUGUGGCUGUCGAGAUAUUUGCUAUUCUGGCCUCCAGUUUUGGACUGAUAGUGUGUAUAUUUGCUCCAAAGUGUUAUAUCAUAUUGUUUAGGCCAGAGAAGAACACCAAGAAAUACUUAAUGAACAAAAAUCAAGACUAG